GCCGGAGUGGGGGCGUCACGCGGCGACCUUCUCCGCGCAUGCGCCAGGAGGAGAGCGGGGCGACGUUGAGAAGAACAAUCAUUAUUGGAAUAAUCACCGAUCUGUUCUGUGAUACCUUUGGUGAAUGGAUGUCACUCCACAGAUCUUCCAUUAUGAGGAAAACCUGAGCUCCUUCAGAUUAUUCGGGAUGAAAUACUGUGCAGCUUAUAUAUAAAUCCUGGGGCUUCAGUUUAUUCCUGUGACUUACCUAUACUUUUUGUAUGGACAGACAUGGAAGCUGAAUCAACAAUACCAAUUUGGCAGAACAAACCCCAUGGUUCAUCUCGCAGUUUUGUGAGAAGAAUUGGAACAAGCCUUCCUUUAAAACCAUGUCCCAGAGCUUCCUUCCAGCCACUACCAGACAUUUCUGAUUUCUAUUUCAAUGACAUCCCCCCUGUUCCCACUCUGGCAGAUGUUGCCUGGAUUGCCUCCGAUGAUGAAGAAACCUAUGCCAGAGUCAGGACAGACACACGUCCAUUCAAGCACAGAUGGAAACCCACGCCAUUCUUUGUUAUUCAGCGGAAUGCUUCGGUCCCAAAUCUGAGGAAGCAAGAAGAAAAAUUGUUGGCGCUGAGGAAACCAUGUUUACCUGCCUUGAGUCGAACCACAGAACUCCAGGAAGAAUUGAGUCACCUGCGGAGUCAGAUCGCUAAAAUUGUUUCUGGAGAUUCAGCUUCCUCUUCAUUAACGCCAGAGUUAUUAUCUCCAGGAAGUUCAAAUGUGUCUUCUCCCUUGCCCUGCUUUGGACCCUCAUUCCAGUCUACAACUUCCUUUGUCAUUAGUGACAUCACAGAAGAGGAGGCUGACUUAGAAAGUCCCGAACUUCCAUCUGUUUCCAUGCUUUGUUCUGCAACUUCUGAAUUUUGCAAAGGCGACGCGAAGGAUUCGGACGACGAUGACACGGUGUCUCUCUCAAAGGCCAGUAGUUUUGCGGAUAUGAUGGGCAUUCUGAAAGACAUUCAUAGAAUGAAACAGAACAAAGACUCGAACAGAAGUUUACUGAAAGAAGAGGAUCCUGCAAUUCUUAUAGCAGAAGUUUUAAGAAGGAAAUUUGCUUUGAAAGAUGAAGAUGUAAAUAUGAAAAAGAACUGACAGUUACGUUCAUUUCUUAUGCCUCAAUUAUUCCCUCUCUUGCUCUUCUGUGGAAUUGAAAGAAGCAACCAACCAACCAAGAACUGUUAUCUAAAGAAAAGACUUCGGGAAAACAAAAUACCUUCAAAUGUUGCUGCUUUCCUCAAUUACCUUUUCCCCAGUUUUUGAAGUUGUGAAGAAUAAGUAGUGGAACAGGAGUCGUUACACAAUCCUCCAUACCUUUUAGUAGUAUUAACGCAGCGGAGAGGCAAAAGUUUUUUGGAUGACAUUGUAUGUUUUGUAUGUCUUUGCAGUGAAGAGUGCGAUGGAAUAGCAAAUAAUAAAUCCUAUUAUAUAGA
Molecule: messenger RNA, 1469 nt
Organism: Pantherophis guttatus
Lineage: Eukaryota; Metazoa; Chordata; Lepidosauria; Squamata; Colubridae
Gene: MTFR1L
Product: mitochondrial fission regulator 1 like
Biological process (GO): mitochondrial fission; aerobic respiration
Cellular component (GO): mitochondrion
Source: RefSeq, a predicted model, not a curated record